UUCCAUGCGUUUUAUUUAAAAGGAAAACCCCAUGACGAACACACUAACAGCUUCCUGCUGCUUGUAAAAUAGUACUUUUGUGGCUAUUGAAGAAGGGGAGGGACUAUAGACUUUUAAUGAAACUGUUGUAUGAACUUUCAGGACUGCACCGAGAAACCUUCUCUCUCUUUACCCCUAAAAUCCAGUUCUCCCGUGCUUUUAUAGGGAGUGCAACACUUUUAGACCACUGGGAAGCCGAACUGGAGAAACUCCAUAGACGUAGGCUUUAUUAAGGAUGUAAACCAACGUUUUUAUUUUAUUUGUGUGUGUGUGUGAAAUUUGCCUGCCAAACCCCAGCUGGACUUAAUUUGACGAUUCUUUUAGAAGAGUUUUUUGUUACUUUUUUCUCUUAAAGGUGAUUAUGGCACUGGUCCACGGUGUGCGCUUCUCCUUGCAGCGCAGGGGACGCGCGGCGGUUUUUGCACUUCUCCUUUGCGCACAGGCCACUUUUGGGUUCUCGGUCGCAGGACAGCAGGAGAACACCUGCGAAGCCAACGGUAGUAUAUACUACGUCGGGGAAUGGUAUUUCCUGGACUCAGAUCACUGCACCCAGUGCGAGUGCACCGAUGAGGGCUCUGCAUGUGCCCGCACCGAGUGCACGUCCCUCCCGGCUGCGUGCAUCCACGUUAGCCACUACCCCACCGACUGCUGCCCCAGGUGCGAAAAGAUCGGAUGUGAAUACCGGGGGAUAGUGUAUGAGCUUGGCCAGAAUUUCCAGCCGUCAGAGUGUGAGCAGUGCACUUGUGACAGUGAUGGCAUCGCCCGCUGUCUUGUCGCAGAUUGUGCCCCUCCACCAUGUGUCAACCCUGUCUAUCAGACGGGGAAGUGUUGCCCUGAAUGCAAGGAAGGCAUCUUAUGGAUCUGUGUGGUCCCAACUGCUAUGUUGAUGCAUCACGCAGUAAAGUUAUUCCUGCUGGAGAUUCUGUCUGGGUUGAUUCCUGCACCAAGUGUCGUUGUCAUGAUGGCCAGGAUGCUGGCUACUGGGAGGGAAACCGCCUUGCCUCCUGUUCCCGCCUCAAAAACUGUACACCCGAGCAACCGUCUGCCCAGCAAAAUUGAUUUUCUCUACUCAUAGAGACACAAUAGUUAUUUUAAAGAGUAGCACUUUGUAACUUCCUAUACUGCACAAUUACCAGCUAUUUGAGAAUCUGCAAGUCAAGAACAGCAGCUGUCUGGAACUUGCACAAGGAUGCUGUGACGCAUUGACAGCUAUGUAACAAAGACGGGAAGAUAAAUAGUGCUUCAUAUCACAUAUUUAGCCAAUAUAAAACCAAAAUAAGUUUAAUAAAACUGGGAUUUGAACCAUUAGUUUCAAUAAAUGUAGUAAAUAUGUGUUUAACAGUGACUUAAAAAGCUUUAGUUUUUCUCCUUUAUAAUGCAUGAUUAAACCUACCUAUGGAAAGAACUACCAAGCUUGACCUUUAAAUGAUAUGUCACUUCAGAUACUUGAUGCUAUAUUUAAUCUCUUUUUGGAUGGAGACAGAAGUGGGUUUUUAUAGGCUUUAAUUACCCAGGAGGUAAAUUAGUUUUAAGAAAUGUUAUAAAGCCAGUGAGAUUAUUAGAUGGGACGUUAUAAUUGACCCGUCACUGGGUGACGGAGCGUUGAAAUGUACAGUUGUGAUACAACUCACAUGAGGAGAUGGCUAAGCAGAGCUGUAAACAAUUCUGUUUGUUCUCUAAAUCUUGUAGUUGCACUUCUAUGCUAAUUAGAACAUAAUGUAUGACAGCAUGGCCUCCCAUGGGUUUACAGCAGUUGUAGACAAGGGCAAUAUUUAACCACAGUCCUUCAUUUAAUGAGGUAUUGUUUCUGCAUUUAUAGCGGGUGAAACUAUUCAAAUCCCACUGCUUUAUUUGAGAUUUUGUCUGCUAUUGGGAAUGUGCUACCUUUAACGAAACUAGAAUUCCCUGUGAUUCCUAUUCAAAGUGUAUAGCUAUCAUUUACUUCUCGAUUAAAUGUAGCAUGGCGUAAUUAUACAUUCUGUAAAUUGAUAUUAAGCAAGUCUUCCUUCAAUUAUGAGCCACAAUCCUUUUCAAAAGCAGGCUCUAGAUUAAAAAUGGAAAGCAAUGUUUUUCUAGUAGUUUUAUUAAUGUAUUCCUGUGAUGUACCCUGGACGAUAACGCCUACACUGCUAGAACUGACUAGUUAUUGUUUAAUUAUUCAUAGAAAAACCUUUAUGUGUGGUGAAGGAAUAAGAUCAGCCAUUUUGAACACCUUCGCGUUUGAAACGUUUGAGAGAGCAUGGACAGUAUGUUUUCCUAUUUAGUGAUUGGCAAAGAUUACAUCAACUCAUGUCUGCAUGGGAUAUUAGAAAACAUAGCAAAAUUAUCAGUGUGUAUCCACAACAUUAGAGCAAACCCACAAGAAAAUUGCUCAGCACCUUUCUUCAUAAGUUAUAGAGCAACCAGUUAAAUAUUAUUACAUUGGCCUGUUUAAAUAGUUGGCUUGUGAAUUUUAUUUUAACAAAAGUCUUUUGAAGAGAAUAAGAGAAUAUGGACUCUAAGGAUCCUCAUGAGUCUACUUACUCUUUUUAGACAAUUUUUAAUUAGUCUGUUUUAAAAAAAAAAGAACUAUGAUGGUGUAUGAUUCAUACACCAUAUAACAUUCCUAAAGGGUAUGAGAUGCUGAAUGCAUGGUACUGGUAAUUUACACCAACUCAUAGAUUCAAAUAUAAAAUAGAUAAUGUACAAAAGCAAAAUAAAACAUCAAUUUGUACUUA
Molecule: messenger RNA, 2756 nt
Organism: Menidia menidia (Atlantic silverside)
Lineage: Eukaryota; Metazoa; Chordata; Actinopteri; Atheriniformes; Atherinopsidae
Source: the annotation of a GenBank genome assembly